Molecule: messenger RNA, 2257 nt
Organism: Spodoptera exigua (beet armyworm)
Lineage: Eukaryota; Metazoa; Arthropoda; Insecta; Lepidoptera; Noctuidae
Source: the annotation of a GenBank genome assembly
AACAGUUUGACAAUUCGCAAUUCGACCGCGGAAUUCCGUUUGUGGGUGUGAAUAUUGAAUUAACAUUUCAAAUAAAUCGAAAAUUUAUUACGAAAAACGGGCUAUAAAAGAAAAUAGUGAAUUAAAUCAUAUUUUUAGCGACAAAAGACAGUGACUUCCAUUUACCGAUAGACCAUUCUGUUGGGCGUCCCUGGAAGUUCGUCAAGUGGGCAGGCGUGCUGUCAGCCAGUUGGCUGGUCGAGGAAUGGGAGACGAAGUCGUCAUCAUACACUUUAACGAUGUUUAUAACAUCGAACAGACUACGAAUACGGAACCAGUGGGAGGUGCCUUAAGGUUCAGUACAGCUGUCAAAGCUCUCCAACAUCUGAACCCCUUGGUUCUGUUCAGUGGAGAUGUCUUCUCACCUAGCAUGUUGAGCACAUUUACAAAAGGCGAACAAAUGGUACCGGUGCUGAAUGAAAUCGGAACGCAUUGUGCCGUGUUUGGAAACCACGAUUUUGAUUUUGGACUAGAAGUCCUGUCAGGAUUGGUUGCGCAGUGCAAUUUCCCCUGGCUCAUGUCCAAUGUGAUUGACAACGAGACGGGCCGGCCACUCGGCGAUGGCAAGAUCACACACGCACUCAUGUGCAAUGGUCAUAAAAUUGGUUUCAUUGGAUUGGUUGAACAGGAGUGGUUGGAAACUUUAGCAACGAUAAACCCAGAGGAGGUGACAUUCAUAGACUUUGUACAAGCAGGAACGAAGCUAGCGACGCAGUUGAAACAAGAGGGCUGUGAGUAUGUGAUAGCACUUACACACAUGCGGACUCCAAAUGACAUAAAACUUGCCGAAGGAUGCAACGAUAUCGAUCUCAUUCUUGGCGGACAUGAUCAUGUGUAUGAAGUCUUACAUAUAAAUAAUAAAUAUGUGGUGAAAAGCGGCACAGACUUCCGUCAGUUCAGUAAAAUCAGCAUCAGCUUCGCGGAGGAAGGUAUACAAGUUGAUAUCGCGGAGAUGCCCGUCACAUGCGCGUACGCAGAAGAUCUCGUGCUAAAGGAGAAGACGGAUAAAUAUUCUUCAAUGAUCGAAGGCAAAAUGGAUGAGGUUCUAGGCAAGAUCUGUGUGCCUCUAGAAGGUCGGUUCUCCUGCAUCAGGCGGCAGGAGUGCAACCUCGGGAACUGGGUCUGUGAUGUACUGCUCGCCGCUACUGGGGCCGAUCUCGUGCUACUCAAUUCUGGCACCUUUAGAUCUGAUCAGGUACACGCAGCCGGUGACUUCACUCUCCGAGACCUCUCAACGAUAAUCCCCAUGCGGGAUCCCCUCGUGGUGGUGGAAGCCACUGGGGAGGUCAUUCUGCAAGUCUUGGAGAACUCUGUUUCCAAGUACCCUAGCUUGGAGGGACGGUUUCCUCAGGUCGCAGGCGUAUCCUUCGCCUUUGACCCCUCAAAGCCUCCAGGGCAGAGGGUAGCGGAACAGGUGGUCAAGAUUGGAGACGAAUACCUUCAGAAGGAGCAGGUCUACCGGCUGGCUGUGAAACAAUACUUGUAUAGUGGCAACGAUGGGUUCACUAUGCUGCCCAAAUGUAAAAUUCUGAUCCCCGAAGACAUGUGCCCGGAGAUAGGCAUGGCUAUACAGAAUCACUUCGCAGCUAUCAAUGUACGCACGGGGCGCUCCCGGCCCAGCAAACAUCGCCAGUCGCUCGUUACGCUUAGCCGGAGACACAGCCUGGUGAAGAUGUUGGAUGGCAGUGAGCUGGACGGUCCCCCGCCACUGCGCCGCGCCUCCUCCGCCGCCGUAGAGCCCGUCUCACAUUCUGGACAUCACAGGUUAACGCGACGAGCCUCCCUGGACGACUUAGAGCAACAAUCCUGUGAGCUAGCCCCCAAAUUGGAGAACAGGAUCAUCAUUCUCAAUAAACCUGAGGAACUUCAAGCUUUGAUCGCGGAGCGUACUCGCUGGGAAUCAGACACAGUCAUCCGUGAGGUGGAUGAUGAAGGCUCACCCUAAGAUCUACCUUCCCUGUACGGCUGCUUCAUUUGGUACCGGCACUUUCAGAAGUAGCGACUGCAAGUACCACUUGAUACUACGCCGAUUGGUACCACAGUUACAGGAUACCAUUUCCAAGUACCAAAGACUUUUUUUAGAGAUAUUUCGGUUGUACAACGGUACCAAUGUUUGUUGUGUUAAAUUAAUUUAUUUUUAAAGUGACUUUUGUGUGGUACUAGAAAGUACCAGUUUGUCAAAUUUUCGACUUUAGUGUCUACUGAAAGUAGUGAAGGA